AUGACAUCUCAAUCGUAUACCAAGGCCCCCCACCCCACCGCCAACCUUGUCAACACUCUGGUCUGUGACCGAUACCUACUCGUCGAGACUCUCGGCUCCGGCGCCUUUGCCACAGUCUACCGCGGUGUCGACACGCACUGCAAACAGCGCACACAAUACGCCAUCAAGUGUAUGAUACAGGGCGCUCGCGGCUCGAGCAGGCAGCGUCGACAAAUCCGCGAAGUCUCCGUUCACCGCAAGGUCUCCUCCCAUCCCAAUAUCGCGACGAUUCACAACGCCAUCUUGCAGGAAGUGGACGGCGCGGAGGGCCUGAUCUUCAUCGUCUUGGAGCUUUGUGAGAAAGGGGACUUGUGCGACGCAAUCGUGAAGAGGGGCAUAUUCUGGCGCAAUGAUGCGCUGGUGAAGAAUGUGUUCUUGCAGAUUAUCGAUGCCUUGAUGAAAUGCCACUCGAAGGGUGUUUACCACAUGGACUUGAAACCGGAGAACAUCCUCAUCUCGUCCGAGGAUAGCGCAUCCUGCCAAAUCCGUCUUGCUGAUUUUGGUCUUGCUACCACGCACAAGACCAACAAAAAGAACUUCGUCGGGAGCCCUUCGUAUAUGUCGCCUGAAUGCAUUGGCGAAGACACCCUCGACAACCCCUAUGCCAGCGCACCCAGCGACAUCUGGUCAUUAGGCAUCAUCCUUAUAAACAUGUGCAGUGGCCAUUUCCCUUGGGCGCUUGCCAUCCGCUCCGAUGCAUCGUUCGGAGCAUACCUCAACGUCCGCAGCUUCCUCCGCCGCACCACCCCCAUCUCACACGAAUGCCAAACACUCCUCCGUCAGAUCCUCCACCCCGACCCGGAACAACGCAUCACACUCAAGAGAUUGAGGGAGAAAAUUAUAUCGAUCGAGACUUUCUUCAUGUCGGAGGACGACAUCGCUGGUGCGACGGACCAUGUGCGGGAGGUGGUAGCAGACAUCCAGAGGCUUCGCGAUCCCGCGCCUUCAACCUCCGAAACCACCUCGUCCGUAACACUCUCAGUGGAGGAAGAGGUGCAGAGCGAAUACAGUGUCUGCGCGUGUCCUUCGGCGCCUUUCCCUUCCGUGGACGGCAGCGAGUCGGAAUCACUCCCCGCGUCCGAAUCUGACGAAAGUAUAUCAUCUUCGUCUUCAUCGGCGUCCAUACAGGAGGCGGUCACACCCAUCAUGAACCCUACGGAACCGGAACUGGAGGUUGUGGAGAUGAUGGCUGAUAUGGAACUUGGUGAACCUGUCAUGUUCGACAUGGCCACGCCUAAGCAGGGGGAGUUCGGAGGGUGGGAGAAGCAGCAGCCUACGCAGUGGGAGAGCUUCGUCAACGAGAACGCAGAGAUUUUCAGGUUGAUCCGGUAG
Messenger RNA from Stereum hirsutum FP-91666 SS1, 1371 nucleotides. Its product is annotated as Pkinase-domain-containing protein. Bases 1 to 1371 code for a protein of 456 amino acids. Lineage: Eukaryota; Fungi; Basidiomycota; Agaricomycetes; Russulales; Stereaceae. Gene Ontology annotation, biological process: protein phosphorylation; intracellular signal transduction. Gene Ontology annotation, molecular function: ATP binding; protein serine/threonine kinase activity. The record is from RefSeq and is a predicted model, not a curated record. The transcript is spliced from 4 exons.